AUGUGUAAAAGUAGUAGACGUUUGGACGGGCAGGUAGUGGUCAUUACCGGUGCCAAUACGGGCAUCGGUAAGGAAACGGCUUAUGAACUGUCAUUACGUGGGGCUAAGAUAAUCAUGGGAUGUAGGGAUGAGCGUCGGGCACAGGUAGCUAUUGACGAUAUAAAGCGGCGAAACUCAAAGGCGGACAUAAUAUGCCAUAAACUGGACUUAUCUUCACUACAAUCUGUGCGACAAUUCUGUGAACAAGUCGUGCGAAAUGAGACCAAAAUAGAUGUCCUCAUCAAUAACGCCGGCGUUGCCUUCAUGGACUCCCAAACAGUGGAUGGCUUUGAGAUGGCUUUUGGUACCAAUCACCUUGGGCACUUCCUAUUAACCCUCCAAUUAUUACCACUAAUUAAAAAGGCCCCAAAAGCCCGGAUCAUAAACCUUUCAUCAGCCAUACAUAUGACGGGAAAAAUACACUUUGAAAACAUAAACCUCCGUAACGGCGCCUACACCGACAAUAAAGCCUACGCCCAGAGUAAGCUGGCUAAUAUAUUAUUCACCAAGGAGCUAGCCAAACGACUAGGCUCAGACUCGACUAUUAAUGUGUACGCCGUGCACCCUGGUGGCAUACGCACCGAGUUGGCUAGAAACGUGAGCGGGGUCACGAAGUUUAUGAUCACGGUGCUUUUGAAAAGAUUUCUAAUUGAUGUAAAUCAGGGCAGUCAGACUACCCUGCACUGUGCGCUCGACGAGUCACUGGAUAAUGAGACGGGUCAUUACUAUGCCAAUUGCUUACGAGUGGACGACAUGUUUGCGAACGCGACGGACGAUAGGAGUGCCCAACAGUUGUGGCAAUUGAGCGCCGAUUGGGUUAAACUCGAGGAUCGCUAUAAACUGUAA
This is a messenger RNA of Oppiella nova, 885 nucleotides long. Lineage: Eukaryota; Metazoa; Arthropoda; Arachnida; Sarcoptiformes; Oppiidae. The record is from the annotation of a GenBank genome assembly.